AAGGAGAUUAUGAUGCUCUUGCUUGAGAAACGAGGGGCAGAAGUGGUAAUCACGGAAGAGGUGGUGAAGGCAGCGGCGGAGAAUCGGUAUAGUGGAAAGGAGAUUAUGAUGCUCUUGCUUGAGAAACGAGGGGCAGAAGUGGUAAUCACGGAAGAGGUGGUGAAGGCAGCGGCGGAGAAUCGGUAUAGUGGAAAGGAGAUUAUGAUGCUCUUGCUUGAGAAACGAGGGGCAGAGGUAGUAAUUACAGAGAGGUGAUCAAAGCCGCCGCUACAAUUGGGCAAGAACAAGUUCUACAUAUCAUCGAUACACAUCUCAAGAUGCUACCAUGUCAGGAAAAGUGGUUCACGAUUGCUCAAUUCUACAACGCAGCCGAACUUAGGCAAAAAAAAUAAAAUUCAAAGAUUGUUAAAAAGAGGGGUCGAGUCGGAUCUUUCAAACCCUAGAAAGGUGACACCUCUCUGGAUCGCUGCCACGAAUGGUCAUAUCGAGGUAGUCCGAUUACUCCUUGAGACUAAAUCCGUCAAUGUCAAUGCCACUAGUGUUUCCGGACGAUCACCUAUCUUCUAUCCAGCCGUAAAUGGGCAUGAAGAGAUUGUGAAGCUCUUGUUAAAUACCGAGGCAAAUCCGACCUUUAUAGAUACUGAAGGCGAUACUGCGCUUUUGGUUUCUUAACGAUAUGGAUAUGGUAAGAUGGUGGAUAUGUUAAGUGCUUGGAGGUAACCUUAAAGCUUCUUAGGAUUUUAUAUUCCCCAUUCUAAUCCCUUUCCAAUUGGCCAAAAUGUAGAUGUUCGAAUCAUCAUGGGGUUUUUGAAGUUAUUAAUGGUAUUAUACUAGUUUUGUCAUUAAUGCUUAA
Molecule: messenger RNA, 853 nt
Organism: Sclerotinia trifoliorum
Lineage: Eukaryota; Fungi; Ascomycota; Leotiomycetes; Helotiales; Sclerotiniaceae
Source: the annotation of a GenBank genome assembly